This is a messenger RNA of Parathielavia appendiculata, 1362 nucleotides long. RefSeq lists its product as uncharacterized. The transcript has 3 exons. Lineage: Eukaryota; Fungi; Ascomycota; Sordariomycetes; Sordariales; Chaetomiaceae. Bases 1 to 1188 code for a protein of 395 amino acids. The record is from RefSeq and is a predicted model, not a curated record.
AUGGAAACAAUUAGCAACAUCGCGAACGCGGCCACUAAGGCCAUCUGGGGCGAGGGCCAAACCAGUCAGUCCGGCGAAGAGCCAGUCUCGGGCAAGCUGGGCAAUGUGGAGGCCGGUGAGCCCUAUGAUGCGGGCAACAUCGGUGAAACCAGCAAGGAGACCGACGCUUUGUCAACCGAAAAGAAGGAUACCGAGAGAUUAGUGCCCGGCACAAAAGAGAGCACGUCUGAUCCUGCCAGCGGCGCCGACGCGACCAAGACGACAGAAACGUCCCUCCCGCUGCCUAUGCCCAAGCCCGAGCCCGAAGCCGCCACCGAGAAGCUGGGUAACGAACGUAACGAAAGACGAGUCCCCGGAACAAAAGAGAGCGCCUCUGACCCUGCCAGCGGGGCCGACACGACCACAGAGACAGGCACGUCCUCCCCGCUGGCCAUGCCCAAGCCAGAGCCCGAGGCCGCCACCAAGGAGCACUUUGCCGGAACAAAAGACCAGGAAUCGCCCGCCACCACCGCAACCAGCUCAGCGGGCCCCGCCAAGUUCGCUCCUUCCGCGAUGGCGAUGCGCGAAGACUCGACCACAGCCCAGAACGACACUCGCCCGCCGCCUGUCUCUUCGGAGGACAAGUCUGCCACCCAGGCAAUGGAAGGGAAGAAGCAGAGCCUGACACAAUCCUAUGAGGAGCCCAAGGGCGCAGCCAUCAACGUCGAAGGGCCCGGCCCGCGGCCGCUAGCAGAAGUUGCGAGGGAGCACGGCGGCGACGCCGGGGCCGCUGCCAAGCCCGCGUCCGCCAAGUCCGAGCAGUCCGGCACCGUUCCCGGGACCCACCUGCCCGAGAUUGAGCGGGACCAGCAGCAGCGGAGGAGGGACAGCGGCAAGGGCUUAGGCGAAGCUCAGGAGGGUGGUGCUGGGAUGGGAGGAGAACAUGGCGGUGAAAAGAUGGGCGGUGGCACGGGGGAGCAUUAUGUCAAGUCUAGUGGGCUGGCGGCGGAAGGCGGCGAUUUUGAUGCGUCGAAACCUGGCGCGGGGAGGGAGGCUGAUCGCCUGCUCGAGCAAAAGGGAGUGCACAGGGAAGUUAAGAAAGGCCAUGGUGAUGGGCAUGGUACUGACACCGAGGCUGGUGGCAAGGAAAAGGUCCACCUGAAGGACAAGAUCAAGGCGAAGCUGCAUAUGAAUCACUCGUCGUCGUAAAGCUUUAAGAGGUGGAAAGGACAGAAUGCAUGGCAACAGAAGAUUGGAGCAGACAGAUUAGGAAAGUCUUGGCAUUGCUGUAAGUGGGACACAUGGUGAGAGAGGGCUGCAACAAUGACGAGUCUGUUAGGGUACUCAAGGACUAGGACUAUUCAAUGCGCACAUGAUUUUUCC